AUGGUAGAUAAUUACAAUUUUUAUGUUCAUGAAUCAUUGGUGGACAAAGAAAAGCGUGUUGAAGGUCAUGGUCUACAAAAAUUAAAUGAUAAAUUGAUUCAAUUAAAUAAUGAAAAUGAAAAUUCCAAAAUUAGAUCCAUCAAAAGACAAGCAACAUCACAAACUCAAUAUGAUAGUGAAAAUGAAGAUUCAAUUCUUUUUAUAGAUAAUGAAAAUGAAAAUGAUCGAUUUACUAUGGUGAAGAAAAAUCAAAACAACCAAAAACGUAAAAUUCAACGUGGUGAAGAACAACAUGUUUACAAUCUUGAUCAACUUGAUGAGUCAUACAAUAAUGAUAAACAUCGGAAAACAAACAACUAUCGAAUCUAUUCAAGAAGAACGAAAACAAAAGAAAUAGUGGAUGACUCAUCUUAUCAUCACGUGAAUAAAAAAUCAAACAAUUAUCAAGUAAAUUAUCAUCAUCAAAUAAAUCAAAAUGAUAAAACAAAUAUUUCUGUUUAUCCUGUCAAUAAUUACUCUUUAUCUUAUGCUACUGAUCUUCAUCUUACACCAUUGAAAAUAAAAUGUAAUCCAACUUUAUCUGAUAAAAAUGCUGCUUUAAAAUUUGUACAAGAACUAUUUAAAAGAAUCGAAAAUUCUUUUCGAAAAAAAUACACUGAUCAUAAAAAGACAAUUGGAUUCGACUAUUGGUGGAUAAAUAAUGAUGGUGAUCUUGUAGGAAUUACAAAAGAUUUAUCAUUAUACGUUUAUUUAUGUGAUACAAGACAUUACCCUGAUUAUAUUGAUUCAGUUCAACUUAAUCCUAUACUACCUAUUCAUUUACCACCACAACAUGCAGCAGUGAUAAAAUUUGUACCAAAUGAUCAUUCUCUUGUUGAUAUUGAAGAAGAUCUUAGAAAACGUUAUUCAUCUAUUUAUCAUAUUGAAGAAAUGAAUGGGACCAGAAGGUUGCACAGCAGACAUAUUAGAUUAGAUGUAUAUGAUAAAAUUGAAUAUAAUAAUAUAUUAAAUGGUGGUAUAAUUACAUUAGGUGGUAUGCUCUGUGAAGUUGAUGAAUAUUUGCCUGCACCUAAAAUUUUAUUAUGUACGAAAUGUAAUAUUCCUGGACAUACAAAAAAAGUAUGUAGAUUAGAAUAUGAUCGAUGUCGAAGAUGUGGCAAUGAUCGUAGUAAUGGUGAUCAUAAGCAAUGUAUGAUAUUAUGUCACCACUGUGGUGGUGAACAUCAAGCAAAUAAUUAUAAAUGUCCAAUUUUACUCGAAUUUCGUCGGAAUCUCAUUGAAAAAUUGAGAGAAAAUCCAGACAAAUUACCUCCUCAGAUACAAAUGUUCAUUCCUCUUGAUUGUAGACUACGAAAAACGGAAAAAGUUCUAUUCAACGAGAAAAAACCCGUUCAACAAUUUACUUAUACUAAUUCACUUUAUGAAUGGCCAAUUCUUGAUAAACCAUUGAAAAACUGCAGUUAUGACAAACAUUUGAACAAUUUACAAAAUGAACUUGAAGCUCAAAAACAUAAAUACCAACUCGAAAUUGAAAAAAUCAAUAACAAAUUGCUACAAUAUUCAACAAAUAUUCAAAAAUCAUGUAUAAUUAUGCAAACUCAAAUUAAUACACAAAAAGAAAUAAUUGAUUCAACAACAUCAAUUGUAAAUGAUUUAACAUUAAAUAUGAAUACUAAUAUUAUUAACAUUAUUAAUAAUCUAGUACAAUUACUCAAUGAUCUUGCACCACAUGAUCAAAUGAAGAGCAACUUGAGUAAGUUAAAAGAUGAUUUAAAAAUACAACAUCAUUAUAUAGGUGAAAGACAAACAGCAUACAACAACUACACACAAAAUCUUGAAAAACUAUGGCUCAAACAAUCAAAUAGUAUGAUAGAAUUAUUUGACUUAUGUUCAUUCACCUCACACAAUGAUAAGUAA
This is a messenger RNA of Rotaria sordida, 1917 nucleotides long. The record is from the annotation of a GenBank genome assembly. Lineage: Eukaryota; Metazoa; Rotifera; Eurotatoria; Philodinida; Philodinidae.